CGUAUUCACUGCUCUGUUUUAUGGAUUUUAUUUUAUUGUCCUUCCAGGUGGCCUGUGUUUUCUGCCAGUGACUGUCUUCCGUAUCUGCUGCUCUGUUUUAUGGAUUUUAUUUUAUUGUCCUUCCUGACGGCCUGUGUUUUCUGGCAGUGAUCGUCUUCCGUACCAGCUGCUCUGUUUUUCUCCCUCAGAAACGGGGCAGGGCUCAAAGUUAAAAGUGGGGUGAAGAAACAUCAGCAGCUGAAGUUGAACAAACUUGUGGAGAAUAUUUUCAUCAUGGCAGAUGAAGAUGCAGCUGUGGAAACAGGAAGUGGUUCAGCUCCAGGCCCUCUGGUCGCUGUGACCUUCGAGAGAAAUGCCUCGAGGAAGGAGAAGUUCCUGGAGUCCGAGCCUCAAGCUUUGGGGAUCACACAGAUUGGCCUCGGAGUCUUUCAGAUCGUCUGGAAGAGUCUGUUGGUGGCCCAGGGUCUGACCUCCAUCUGGGCACACCUGCCCAUCAUCAUUUCCUCUCUGCUGGUGAUCAUAGCCGGGAGUUUGGCGAUAGCGGGACAGAACCUCCACCUCCCAACCCUGAAGGCCUGCUUGGGGAUGCAGAUCGUAGCCUGCGGCACCUCCUUCAUCAGCAUAUUCGUCAGUCUGACCGUUUCCGAGUUCCUGGGCAUUCACUGCUAUUCCAAGUACUACGAGAACGGCACCUACACCUACAUGUACUUGGAGAGCUGCCAGACCAUCGAGAAGGUCAGCGAGCACAUUAACGGCGAGACCAUGCUGAUCAAAGCCACUCUGGUGGCCAUCUCCGCCGCGCUGGCUGCCUACUGCUGCAAGGUGGUCAACUGCUGCUCGCCCGCCCCCAAUAUGCCUGUGAUCACUGUACAAGCUCCGCCCACGGCGCAGUGAGGAAGCACACCGGAUGGCCAACGUUUCCACUCAGUGUUAUUGUGAAAA
This is a messenger RNA of Thalassophryne amazonica, 942 nucleotides long. RefSeq lists its product as uncharacterized. The transcript has 7 exons. NCBI's taxonomy places the organism in Eukaryota, Metazoa, Chordata, Actinopteri, Batrachoidiformes, Batrachoididae. The record is from RefSeq and is a predicted model, not a curated record. The coding region runs from base 274 to 894 and encodes 206 amino acids.